AUGGAUCUCCUUUUCGUUGAGAAGGCGCUGAUCGGCCUCUUCUCCGCCAUCGUCGCCGCGGCCUUGUUGUCGAAUCUACGUGGCAGGAAGCUGAAGCUCCCCCCAGGGCCUAUCUCAGUCCCCAUCUUCGGAAAUUGGCUCCAAGUCGGCGACGAUCUCAACCACCGCAACCUCUCCGAAUACGCCCGCCGCUUCGGCGACGUGUUCCUCCUCCGCAUGGGGCAGCGCAACCUGGCCGUGGCCUCGUCGCCCGCCCUGGCGAGGGAGGUGCUCCACGCGCAGGGCGUCGCGUUCGGGUCACGCCCCCGCAACGCAGUCUACGACAUCCUCACCGGGCGCGGCAUGGACAUGACCUUCUCCGUCUACGGCGACCACUGGCGGAAGAUGCGCCGCGUCAUGACGGCGCCCUUCUUCACCGCCAAGGUGGCGCAGCAGCACCGCGCGGGCUGGGAGGCCGAGGCCGCCGCGGUGGUGGACGAGGUCAGGGCGGCGGAGGGGGCGCCGGUUGUGAUCCGGAAGCGGCUGCAGAGGAUGAUGUACAACAAUGUUUACCGGAUUUUGUUUGAUCGGAGAUUUGAGAGCGACGAGGAUCCGUUGUUUGUGGAAUUGAAGAUGCUGAAUGGGGAGAGGAGUCGGUUGGCGCAGAGCUUCGAGUAUAACUAUGGCGAUUUUAUUCCGAUUUUGAGGCCGUUUCUCCGAGGCUACCUGAACAUCUGCCGCCGCGUCGCCGAGAGGAGGUCGCGCCUCUUCAAGGAUGAAUUCGUUGAAAUCCGAAAGAAGCUCGUGAGCACGGAGGAGGUGAGUGAGAAAUGCGGGAUUGAUCACAUACUUGAAGCCCAGCAGAAGGGAGAGCUGAACGAGGAUAAUGUCCUUUGCAUUGUUGAGAAUAUCAAUUCUGCUGGAAUUGAGACAACUCUAUGGGGGAUGGAGUGGUGCAUUGCUGAGCUAGUGAACCACCCGGAGAUCCAGGACAAGCUGCGCCUCGAGCUCGACACGGUCCUCGGGGCGGGAGUCCAGAUAACGGAGCCCGACAUAGCGAGGCUCUCGUACCUCCAGGCGGUGAUCAAGGAGAGCCUCCGUCUCUGGACGCCCGUACCGCUCCUCGUGCCCCACAUGAACCUCCAGCACGCGAAGCUCGGGGGCUUCGACAUCCCGGCAGAGAGCAAGGUCUUGGUCAACGCGUGGUGGCUCGCCAACAACCCGGACCACUGGAAAAAGCCAGAAGAGUUCAGGCCCGAGAGGUUCCUGGAGGAGGAAGCUGGAGUCGAAGUCAACGGCAACGACUACAGGUUCCUCCCCUUCGGGGUGGGGCGGAGGAGCUGCCCCGGGAUUCUUCUCGCCAUGCCUAUGCUCGGGAUCACCAUAGGCCGCCUCGUGCAGAAUUUCGAGCUUCUUGCUCCCCCGGGGCAGUCCAAAAUCGACACCGCGGAGAAGGCCGGGCAGUUCAGCCUCCACAUUCUGAAGCACUCCACCAUUAUCAUGAAGCCAAGAUCAUCCUUUUGA
Salvia splendens (bonfire salvia) is the source of this 1503-nucleotide messenger RNA. Its product is annotated as trans-cinnamate 4-monooxygenase. The transcript has 3 exons. The record is from RefSeq and is a predicted model, not a curated record. Gene Ontology annotation, molecular function: heme binding; trans-cinnamate 4-monooxygenase activity; iron ion binding. Lineage: Eukaryota; Viridiplantae; Streptophyta; Magnoliopsida; Lamiales; Lamiaceae. The coding region runs from base 1 to 1503 and encodes 500 amino acids. Gene Ontology annotation, biological process: lignin metabolic process.